Thermothielavioides terrestris NRRL 8126 is the source of this 2810-nucleotide messenger RNA. RefSeq lists its product as uncharacterized. Lineage: Eukaryota; Fungi; Ascomycota; Sordariomycetes; Sordariales; Chaetomiaceae. The record is from RefSeq and is a predicted model, not a curated record. The transcript is spliced from 3 exons. Bases 118 to 2724 code for a protein of 868 amino acids.
AAGAUCUUCCUUGCGUCCGCAUGAGAAAGCUUUCUUAUUAGCACAGGCAUCGCCCUGUCCUGCCGCCUCUCCUCUUAUGUGCCCCCGACGCGCAAGACCCCGUUCUCGGCUUCCGCCAUGGAAAUGGUAAUUCCUCCGCGGGACCAUGGGCCGUCUACAUACAGGUACACGUGGGACGAAAACGGCGAGGUGACCCAGGUUACAAGAAUACGCGACGAACGCGCAUUCUCAACCGAGCGCCUCACACCCGGCAGACAAACUGCCCAAUGGCCCUUCCAGAGCGUCGUGACAGACAUCGAAAUCCCCAGCCCCGUCUCCCCGCUAUCCCAGCAGCGACGGGCAACCACGCACUCCUCUUGGCAGCCCUACCAGCCCAACCAGCCGUACCAGCCCUACCAACCCUACCGGCCUCCUCAGAACAGCGACCGCCGCUGCAGCGAAGGAACCGAUGACCCGCCUGCCGAGCGGGACAUCGUCCCGGACUAUGUCGUCAACUUCAUGCGCGGCGAGACGCCCGAGACGGUGUCGCGCCGGAAACGGAGCACCAGUCACGGUAGCAACUAUCGCUACCACAGCAUCUACGGCGGCGGCGUACAUACCGUCACGCCGCAGCACGGCGUCGCCGACCUCGUCGUCCCCCUGCCCCAGGACCUGCAGCAGCAGCACCGGUCGCACGUGGCCGACUUUGAGGGCUUCCACGUCCGCGAUGACUCGCUGCCCUCGCUCGAGCGCGUGGACAGUCGCGAGGGGGACGAACAACAGCGGUUUUUGGCCGCGGCGGAGGAGCUGGGUCAGAAGACGGAAGGGGAGGCGCAGGGGCAUGGGGGAAACAGCAGGUGGUGGUGGUGGAGGUGCUGCAGGAGCGGUGGCUGGCGCGCCGGCAUGGCGCUGGGCGUGCUGGCGACGUUCAUCAUCCUGAUCGCCGGGUUCGUGUGCCUGGUCGCGGCGAUCUCGGGUGUCGCGCUCAAGGAGGGGAGGUUGCUUGUCUUUGAGGGUUCUUGCACGACGGCGGACCAGGUGAACUGGGGCCUGCACGUCGUCAUCAACGUUUUUGUCGCCGUCUUGGUCGCUGCGGCAAACUACACCUUUCAGGUCCUCAGCAGCCCGACGAGGGAUGAGGUCACGGCGGCGCACCGGCGGAAGGAGUGGUUGGAUAUCGGCGUCCCGUCACUCCGGAACCUCGGAAGCAUCCGGGGCAGCCGGACGCUGUUGGCGGUUGUGGUUCUGGCAACGGCCGCGUCUACGCAGAUAAUGUAUAAUGCUGUAAUAUUCGUCUCGCAGACGGCGCCGGAUUUCAAGGCAGCCGUUGUCGGCGAGUCGUUCGUUAGCGGCGCCCCAUUGAGCGGCGAUGUCUCGGCCAUCAACGGCGGAUUGAGCACCGCCGACCUGUCAGCCCUCCAGCAGCUCGUUGCCCGCAACGAGUUUGUUCGCCUCUCCGCACCCGCAUGCAUCGACCAAUUCGGCGGAGCUUUUGAGCCCGACUACUCACUUGUACUCCUAAUUUCGAAUGCCAAGGCAUCUCCUCUCUCUCAAACGCCCGAGGGCACCAGCCUGGUUUCCGACCAGUCCUCCAUCCAGUACUGCCUCGCCCAGCCAGCCCCUGCGCCAACAUGCGCCGUCAACCUGAACUCAUCCUUACUUGGCACUGUCGCCCUCCUCAACUCGAUCGCCCUCGUGGCCACCGGCGCCGUGCUCUUCAAGCACUCAUCUUCGUUCCGCCCGCUCGCCACUCUGGGCGAUGCGAUCUCCUCCUUUCUCGACGAACCGGACCCCGAAACACAAAGGGCCUGUCUCCUGUCCAAGACCGACGUCUGCCAGGGUCGCUGGCCGCUCACGGAAGCCAAGUACUGGGAGCCCAAGCACCACUACUGGCUCCGCAGCGUGUCCUUUCCGCGCUGGAUCGCCGCUCUUCUGCUCUGGGCUACUUGCGUGGGACUCGCAACCGCGGGGCUAGCUGUCUCAGUCAACAACGACCCCGCGGCGCGCCUCUCCCCCUUCGGCACCGCCUCCCCACACGCCCUUGCCCUGCUCCCGGCCGGCACCCCGGCCGCCGCAGCCGCCGUCGUGGCCAGCCUGCCCCAGCUCCUUCUUGCCCUGCUCUACUUCGCAGUCAACGCCCUCCUCGCAACCUACUACCUCUCGCACGAAUCCUCGCUCUUCGCCACCCGCUCCGCCCGCCCGCUGAGGGUGUCAGCCGACCCCGUCGGCGCCCAGACCACCUCUCUCUAUCUGGCACUCCCCAUCCCCAUCUCCGGCGCCCUCGCCUCCCUCUUCGCCACCAUGUCCUUCCUUCUCAGCCAGAGCUUCUUCCCCGUCUCGGUCCAACUCCUCAACUACCCCCUCGACCCCGCUAACAAUCCCACACCAUCAUCACCAUCAUCAUCGACAAUAACCGCCCUCGGCCUGAGCGGCACUGCCCUCCUGGCCCUGCUCGUCCUCCUCGGCCUGCUCGCGACCGCCGUCCUCGCCCUCGGCCUGCGCCGCGCCCCCGCCGCCGCCAUGGUCAACGGCGAGCUGCGCGGCAACCCCAUGGCCCUCCCCGCCGGCUCGUGCUCCGCAGUGAUCAGCGCCCGGUGCCACCCGCUCGCGAGGGAGCGGGCCGGCCUGUCCGGGAAGCCGGUCAUGUGGGGCGUCGUGAGGGAGGGCGUUGGCUUUGGUGUCAGCCAUUGUGGGUUUACCGCCGGCAGGGCUGGGUUGGUGGAGGCUGGGAGGAACUAUGCUUGAUGGGUUUAUACUGCCGGUCAUGGUUGUGGUGGUGGUCGUGGUGGUGGUUGUGGUCUGGUAGUGGGGCAGGGAUUCGAGUUAGCGCA